This is a messenger RNA of Suillus plorans, 435 nucleotides long. RefSeq lists its product as uncharacterized. NCBI's taxonomy places the organism in Eukaryota, Fungi, Basidiomycota, Agaricomycetes, Boletales, Suillaceae. The record is from RefSeq and is a predicted model, not a curated record. Bases 1 to 435 code for a protein of 144 amino acids. The transcript is spliced from 5 exons.
AUGGCCCUUUGUGUGCAGGCGGCAGUACAGCUCGCAUUGUCACGGGUCGCCUGCCAGUGGCAGCAUUAUUGUUGUAACAAUGAACAAGAUACGGAGGCGCCAGCGGGCUUGGUCAGUAGAAACACUGCGGCAGGUCCCUCUACUGAGUCCGGAGGUAAAAUCUCGAAGGUGAAGACAAAGAAGAAAGCAAGUCCUACUACUCGCAAGGUCAAAGCUACUGACGAUUAUUUCCCAUAUUACUUGUCAGGCAACGAUGUCUCAGAAGCAGAAACAACCAAAAUCAAACCUGCUCCCAACCGCCGAAAACCAAAUAUCAAACCAAUGAUUAUGGCACAUAUCUACGCUGCUCCUGAAUCAUCAAACCGCAAGAUGCGGAUGCCAAAGGAAAAGCCACCCGACAUACCUAAAGUCAAAACCAAGGCAGAGGCGCCUUGA